AUGACGAUUAUAUCAUUAAUUCAUUUAUGGAUCUUCGUAAAUUGUUCUCGACGUCGGAAGAAAAAGCCAACGUCAACGUCGUCGAGUUAUAUCGAGGAAAACACCAAGGCAGAACAGAAAAUAGAAAGGCCGCUGUGGGAUAAAGAAUUCCCGAAAAUUCUUCCACCACCGGUACAUGUUCCUGAAAAAGAAAACAAAGAAGUAGAUGUGGAGCCCGAAAUUCUGGAAGGAGGGCUAGAAGGACCAAAUGCUAAAGAACCUCCGGCUGAUCCUCGAUCGGAUAUGCUUGACCCUCUAGGAAAUCUAUUGUUUGAUGAUCCAACUCAGCUAAGCGUUGAUUCAAAGGAAUCGGUC
Molecule: messenger RNA, 354 nt
Organism: Haemonchus placei
Lineage: Eukaryota; Metazoa; Nematoda; Chromadorea; Rhabditida; Trichostrongylidae
Source: the annotation of a GenBank genome assembly